Molecule: messenger RNA, 2667 nt
Organism: Aspergillus viridinutans
Lineage: Eukaryota; Fungi; Ascomycota; Eurotiomycetes; Eurotiales; Aspergillaceae
Product: putative DNA mismatch repair protein
Exons: 3
Coding region: 1-2667 (888 amino acids)
Biological process (GO): mismatch repair
Cellular component (GO): MutLalpha complex
Molecular function (GO): ATP binding; ATP hydrolysis activity; mismatched DNA binding
Source: RefSeq, a predicted model, not a curated record
AUGCCGAUCGCGGCCCUUCCCCAGACCACUGUUCGAGCAAUUGGCUCAACUUCUGUCAUUUCAGACCCCUGCUCCAUUGUCAAGGAGUUGCUGGAGAAUUCUCUUGAUGCACACGCCACUGCAAUUUUUAUAGAAAUCUCCCAGAACACAGUCGACGUCAUCCAGGUAAAGGACAAUGGACAUGGCAUUCCGUCCGAGGAUCAUCCUUUCGUCUGUAAACGCGCCUUCACCAGCAAGAUAGAGACGGUCGAUGAUCUGAGGAAACUCGGCGGAAAGUCGCUAGGCUUCAGAGGUGAAGCGUUAGCCAGUGCUGCCGAAGUUUGCGGAGGAGUGACGGUCACGACUAGAGUUCAAGCGGACCCAGUUGGCUUCUGCAUGAAAUAUGGGAGAAAUGGCGAGCUCCUCAGUACUCAACGUGCCUCGCAUCCAGUUGGUACAACCGUGCGAGUAACGGAUCUCUUCAAGAACAUACCAGUCCGCAGGCAAACGAUACUAAAAAGUACCGCAAAGACAAUAGCCAAGAUCAAGAAAAUUAUACAGUCGUAUGCCAUCGCUCAACCCACUAUAAGGCUCUCAUUGAAGGUUCUUAAAGCUCCUAGCGAAAAGGCGAACUGGGUUUACGCCCCUGGAAAAAAUGCCUCGCUCAUGGACGCAGCACUCAAAGUUGUCGGCACUGAGGUCGCUUCUGCUUGCGUAACCAAGGAGUGGCCGUGUGGAAACGAUUUAGAUGAGGAGUCUGGGAGUGGUAAUGACUCUUCUUUUCAGCUGACAGCCAUACUUGCGAAUCCUGGAUCAGAUUACACAAAAGUGAAUAAUGCGAGUCAAUUCUUCAGUGUGGACGGCAGACCUCUUUCAGCAACUCGGGGCAUUGGACAGGAAAUCUCAAAACUGUACAAGUCCCAUCUACGAGCAGCUGCUUCGCGUAGCGGCGCUUUCUCGAACAUAUCAGAUCCAUUCCUUUGCUUGCAAAUCCGCUGCCCGGAAGCCUGUUACGACGUGAAUGUUGAACCAGCCAAGGACGAUGUUUUAUUUGAGAAUCAGCAAGAUGUUCUCUCGCUUGCAGAAGAUCUAUUCAAGGACGUUUACGGUGAAACCCCUGCUGGAACUGAGACGCGCAAGAGUUCCUCCAAAGGGAAAGAAAGGACGGCAAAUAAUGACGCCUUCGAACUACUUUUAGCUCGUAAAGACACCCCUGAAUGUUCUGUCGAAACUGUGAAUGACGGUAACAAGCCACCAAGCUUCGUCAUUGCUAGCUCACUUUUUCAUAUGAGGAGCAGCCCGAAGAAUGGCCGACACGAACAGCGAUUAUUCUCCGAUGGAACUCCAGGUGCCUCUGGUCAUGCAAGAGCCAGAGAUUUAGAGGGCCUCAAUCCAUGGUCAGUGACACGACUGUAUGCCCCUUCUGGAGCUCCAUCCCAUAAAGCUCCGUCGAGGGUUCCAACAGGGUCCGCACGGCUGCCUCGUGCAGCGCAGGAACUGGAAUCCAGGUCUACGAUUGAUGCAUCUCCGUUGCGCUCAGCACAUUCCGCUUCGCCGAGUGCAUCUACGCCUAAUUCGAAUCGACUGUCACACUCCCCAGCCGAGUCUCACUCUUCUGCUUCGGUCUCCGACCUGACGCAAACUUCGCCAAUCACGCCAUUACACGGUCCAUCCGCACGAUUAAGAGCUUCAAGGCAGCGCGACAAAGAGCGUUAUGGUAACGGUGCUCUCGAUACGUGGUUCUUGAAGACCACGCAAGCAUCAGUUCCUCAGGAACCGGUUGAGCAGCGUCCGGAAAACGAGCAUGAUGAGACUCCGUUGUCGCAGCUAGCGCAGAACCGAUUUGCACAACCUGAACGUCCGCCAGUCACUUCAGCCACAACGGCCCCUCAGAAUCCCACAGUGACUUCAGGAAGUCCAGGACCAUCUGAGGAGGCGACGAGCACAGUCGAAUCGUCAGUCAUCAGCCGGAGUCGCGCUUCAGAGCCUUCGUCAAGACGGCUGGACCAAUGGUCUGCAAAUCUGCACGGACUGGCGAAUGCUGACCAUAACCCCGACCUGGAAAGGGUCCUUGACUUUGAGAAGCGCAAGAGAGAAGUGAUCACAAAGUUGCGGGAGCAGAGAAAGAAUGCGUCCGCCGCGAAUUCACCCCAUGUGAGCAGAUAUCUUGCUGCCAAAGCCGCUUUGCAGCCCGAAGUCAAUAACGGCAAUGCCGAGCCGGAGCAAUUGAUCUCUGUAACCGACAGCUCAAGUCCUCGUCUGAACCCACAUGAUCCAAGGUCUUAUCUCAUGCGCAAUAAGAGCUCGCAUGAUCAAAGGACGCUUGAUUCGGAUUCGGCCAAAAUCCGACGAAUCCAAACAAACAAGUUACCAUUCGAGAAGAUAGCCGAGGGGUGCGAAUUGCAUGAUUUAUGCCUGGUGCAGCCUGCAGAUAUUCGUCUGAUCUCCGAGCAAUUUCGCGACUUAUAUGAACAUGAUCUAUAUAUACGAGAGGAAGAUACUUUCGCAGGGUUUACUGCUGCGGAUCUACAAUUCCUAAGCUUAUGGGAGAGUCAAUUGUCCUCAUUAAUCAAGCAAAAGUUUCGAACUACGCAAGGUUCAGACAUCCCUACUAUUCAGAUAAACCCCUCCGAUAUACAUCAGCAUCUGGGUGACCUUGAUAUGGGUAGCUCAUCUGCAUCUGCAUGA